This is a messenger RNA of Nematocida homosporus, 2118 nucleotides long. RefSeq lists its product as uncharacterized. The annotation marks the transcript as partial. Gene Ontology annotation, biological process: phospholipid translocation. The record is from RefSeq and is a predicted model, not a curated record. Gene Ontology annotation, molecular function: ATPase-coupled intramembrane lipid carrier activity; ATP binding; ATP hydrolysis activity. Lineage: Eukaryota; Fungi; Microsporidia. The transcript has a single exon. Gene Ontology annotation, cellular component: plasma membrane.
GUUUUGUUUUUAUCUUCACUAUCAUCUUGUUAUUUUAUUAUCAAAAGUAAUUGGUUGGGGUCUUUGUAUCCUGGUAGGUCUUUGCCUUGGAUUGCUAUUAGGAACUUUGCGGCUAAUAUCAUUAUUUUUAGUAAUUUGGUGCCCUUAUCUUUGUUUGUGACUUUGGAUGGUUUAAGAGUGGCUUACUCGGUGUACAUUCAGUCGGAUAGGGAUAUGGCUAAGGAGAAUAAGUUUGCUGAAUGUAGUGUUUAUGGAGUGAUUGAAGAUAUUGGACUGAUAACUCAUGUUUUGACUGAUAAGACUGGAACUUUGACAGAGAAUCAAAUGGUCUUAAUUGGGAUGCACUUGAAGGGAAGAGAGGAGUUGGUUUACUUGGCGGAAAUGAGUAUAAGUGAUUUACUAACCCAAAAAUAUGCCGGACUUAACUUACUGGCUAUGCUCUUGUGUCAUUCGGUGGAAGUAGUCGGCCAGGAGUACCGAGGAGUCUCCCAAGAAGAGAUGGCUAUACUUAGUAAGUUGGCAGAAUUAGGGUUGGUUCUACUAGGAAGAGAGGAUGAUUUAGUGAGUGUGCAGUGGCAGUCACAAGUUUAUCAGUUUCAGAUCUUAGCAGUUAUGCCUUUUUCAUCAAGUCUUUCGCGCAUGGGAGUAGUUGCCCAAGUGGGUGAUAAGUGCUUCUUGUUUGUGAAAGGUUCUGAAGAAGUAGUACCGCAUGAGACUUUAAGUGUAACUGAUGGCCGGUACCGAGUCCUCUCUGUAGCUGCCAAAGAACUAUCAGCCACCGAAAUACUCUCAUUCCAACCAGAAGCACCUAAUAGUAAUUCAAAUCAAAACCAAAAUCAAAAUCUUAUCAAUAAUUCUAAUCAAAAUACCAAGGAAAUUAGUAUUUAUAAAGACUUAGAUUUUAGUGAUAUAUCUAUUCGACCGGCCACUAAACUAGUCCCAGUUUUGGAUGGUAUUGGUUUAGUUCAGGAAUUAGAAGCUGGUUUAGAGUAUAUCGGCACUAUCUAUAUUGAAGAUAUGAUUCAAGCUAAUGCUAACGUAGCAAUUCAGCAUAUCAAACAGAAGAACAUCAAAAUCUGGAUGAUAACUGGUGAUCGGAAAGAAAGUGCUCUUUCUUGUGCCUCUUCUACCCGGAUAAGUCAUGCGGGCUCUAAAGUCCUUUCCGGGCGAAUGGCUAUUGACUUACUACAGGAAGAGAUUGCUCAGGGUAAUCAUACGCUUAAGGAAGAAUCAGGAGUGAUAGUUUAUCGGGCUACUCCAGAUGAUAAGAAAGAGAUUGUGCAUUUGCUGCGUAAAGAAGGAAGUAUUGUUUUGUCCGUUGGUGAUGGUGAAAAUGAUGUAGGAAUGAUUGAAGAGGCCGAUAUAGGUGUAUGUAUUCUGGGUAAAGAAGGAAAGAAAGCCGCUUUUGUGGCUGAUGUAAUUAUUCCUUCUUUCUUUGCGAUGGCGAAGUUAGUGGUUCAUCAUGGGACUAUUUGUCUGGAAAGAUUGAAAGCUGUUUACUUCUUCUAUAUCUUUAAGUGUGUGGCUGGUGCGGUUUGCCAGUGUCUUUAUGGUAUUUCUGUUGGUUCUUCGGGAUCGAUAGCUUCUUCUUCGUUGUUUUUGAUCUUUUAUAACUCAUUGAUUACUUCGCCCUUAUCUGUGGAGAUAGGACUUUUUAGACGAGUAAGUACGGUACAAUCGGUGAAAGAGAGUGUUUUAUCUGGGUGUUUGUAUGGUGGUUUUUCAUUCCUGAUUGUUUAUCAGUCUUUUGGUCCCGUAGAUAUUAUUAGUCAAACUGGGACUUUAGCUGGACAUUCCUUGGUUAGUCGAGUCUUUUCAUUAUGUCUUUACAUUUCAACGUUAAACCAUUUUAUCUUUAUAUCGGACUCGUUUGUUUGGAUGACUCCGGUUAAUUUGAUGCUUUCUGUGCUUUUCUUUUUGAUAUCAAUUGGUUUUGAUGGUGGUUUUGAUAUUUUCUUAUACCCUUCUCUCUAUCUAAUCAUUAUUUAUAUGAUCACUGUCAGUGUAGCUAUUGAAAGGUUUAUUGUUCUGCUUAGAAAAGACACUCCGUAUACUUCCACUAAUCUAUCCACUCCCAUAGAGUCUACUUCCCUGCCCAUCCCUUCAGCCCAAUCUUAA